Molecule: messenger RNA, 240 nt
Organism: Hibiscus syriacus
Lineage: Eukaryota; Viridiplantae; Streptophyta; Magnoliopsida; Malvales; Malvaceae
Product: protein RADIALIS-like 1
Exons: 1
Coding region: 1-240 (79 amino acids)
Molecular function (GO): DNA-binding transcription factor activity
Source: RefSeq, a predicted model, not a curated record
AUGGCGAUGUCAUCUCGUGGUUGUGGUUCGUGGACGGCCAAGCAAAACAAGGACUUCGAAAGGGCGUUGGCAGUGUACGAUAAGGACACGCCGGACCGUUGGUACAAAGUUGCCAGAGCCGUGGGAGGGAAAACCGUGGAGGAAGUGAAGGAACACUAUGAGCUUCUCCUCGAGGAUGUGAAGCGCAUCGAGUCAGGCCGAGUCCCGUUCCCCAACUACUGGAAUCACCCUCCUGGUUAA